AUGUCCCGCCGUGCAUCCCGCCAUCAAUCAUCUCCUUCCAUCACCUCCCAAGAGGCAUGGAAGGUCGAUACACCCUUCGGACCCCCCGAAGUCCAUCGCUCAUUCUCAAACGGAGGAAUCCGACGCCUCAAAAACACAUUAUCAAGACUCUCCCCAUCCGCCAUGGCCGAAAAGGAAAUCCUCCGCAAAAAGAAUCAAUAUAAAAGCCCCCUGACACACAGGAAUGUCGACACCUUCGUGACAGAACAAGAGUACAACGACAUCACCCGGCCCAAUCAACACUCGCCAAAAAUCCAGGUGGUCGAAUGGCUCGAACGUCUUGCUUGA
This is a messenger RNA of Penicillium verhagenii, 327 nucleotides long. RefSeq lists its product as uncharacterized. The record is from RefSeq and is a predicted model, not a curated record. The coding region runs from base 1 to 327 and encodes 108 amino acids. NCBI's taxonomy places the organism in Eukaryota, Fungi, Ascomycota, Eurotiomycetes, Eurotiales, Aspergillaceae. The transcript has a single exon.